Molecule: messenger RNA, 1293 nt
Organism: Microdochium trichocladiopsis
Lineage: Eukaryota; Fungi; Ascomycota; Sordariomycetes; Xylariales; Microdochiaceae
Exons: 2
Coding region: 1-1113 (370 amino acids)
Source: RefSeq, a predicted model, not a curated record
AUGCCUCAGCGCGGCGACAGAGCCAUACAGCAGGGCCCGGUGCAACCCGAAGGCAAAGUGCUCAAGGCUAGCCCGUCUGGCGGGCUCCACCGAUUUCAGCAGCUACCAGACGAGCUCAAGGUCAUGAUCUGGAAGGAGGCACUUCCACGAGACAACAUACAGUAUAUUUCAAUCGACCUCGAUGAGGAGAAGAACUCCGAUCCGCGGCAACAGAGUCAAACCCUGACUACCAUGACUGCCACACUCGCGGAGUUGAAGAAGUCGACAUGGUGGCACAGACAUAAUAUUAGCCGAGUCAAUCGUCUUGCCAACGGAGUUGUGAAAUCACUCCCUCGGCGCAGUCUACUCUGCAGGUCGGCGGCUUUCCCCAAGAAGGGGAAGGCUGGUGGCAUUAUCCAAGCGGUCGACAUCGGCCUUGCGAGUGAGGUGGUCUGCAUCCACUUUACCGGGCCGAAUCCUAUGGGCAUCUUCGAGGGGCUGUUGGUGCAGCACACCAUCAUGAGACCUCUGCAGAAGCUGAGAAGGCUCGCCAUCGACCUAGACAACCUUUCUGGGCGAGGUCUCAACAAAAAGCAGAGGGACUGGUUUGACAACCCAUUGGUGUGCAUCUGCAACCAGGGCUGGCAACAUACAACCAAGGCUUUCUGCCCUCGAGUGCUCCGCUAUUGGCUGCUGGAUUUACGCGGUCUCCAGACUUUUUACGUCAUGUGCAGACUGGCCCAACUGAAAGAUCUGGACAAGGAGUACGUGAAGGUGCUUAAAGAGGCGGGCGGCUCGGAAGUGCCUCUCCCCGCACAGAACAAUGCCAGGAGCAAGAGUGGAAACUCUAAACGGGCUCCGAUGAGGAGGAAGCCAAAUGCUCGAGAGAUGCUAUUGGGCGUAAUGAAACGAUUCAAAGAGACAGCCAAGAGGGAGCGACUUGAAGUAUACGAGGACGCCCAAACUGCUUACUACGAAGUGCGUGAGCAAGACAGCGAACCCCUUGCCAUCCAUCGAGACAUCUGGCCCUUACUGAGAGAAACGUGGAUGGAGGGCGAACCGGAUGAGGUGAAACAUUUCCGCCGUGUGUCGUACAAGCUGCUUGUGGGCUGCGGCCUGAAAACUCGGGCCUGAAAGCAGGGAGGUAAGGUCAACGGAGGUCGGUCAUAUUUUGGUCACAGGAGCACAAAGCCACUUCCUAGCGUGCCAGCAGGCAAGUUCGUGCUGUUCCAGAGUCUCAGUCAAUGGUUUAAAGCGAGAUGUGGUUCAGAUGGCAGAAGUGCUCGUCGUGCAAUGCAUAGCAGACAGAUGCCC